CACUCGCAAACCGGUUGGUCGAUGAUGCCUCACCCAGACAUAAGCUGCCGCUGCCGCUGCCCAGCCAGCCUUUCCAAUUUGCUCCCUUGACCUUGACUCUCGCGGGCGUAUUUCUGUGCACCUCGCCUCCCGUCCGCCCUUUUCUUUUCCUCUUCUUCCUUGCUCUUCUUUUCAUCUGCGACAGGCCACAGGAUCAUUUCCCCGUUGCGCCCAACGCAACCCGAACAAGCAGCCAACGACCCCUCACUGACUUUCAUUGCGUCCUGCAUCUCCACCAGAGGCCCCAUACUGACGUCGGCUUUGCGCUCUCUCACUGGGUACGUAAUUACGAGUUGUCUGUGUGUUUUUUUCUGUCUUUUCUUUUUUCCCCUUGCUGUCCUUGCUGCUGCCCAAGAAACAGCCUGCCGCCUUUCUGUGUGUGAGGGUUUGUGUGUUGUGCCACGUGGGGUUGGUGGCAAGGGGGAGGCCGCGCAACCGGCCCCGAACAAGCAGCACUGCAGCAUCCGCCGUCUCCUGAUUGCUGGUGCCUCAGUUCCAAGGCCUGCAGGUCGCCGUCAGCUGCAGUUCGGUUUUCAAGGUCUCGCUCAAAUCGGGUGGUGGGACUGGGGUGGUGAUCUGCCUGCCUGCCUAGCUGCAGGCCACCAGUGUCCAUGCCCGCCAGCACACAGCCCCUCUUUCCCCUCCACCUUAAAGGAGGCUGUGGCGGCACCACUUGACCGUCUCUCGCCCGCUCGUUCUCUCGCCUGCUGCCACAUAUAGCUGUAUAUGUAUCUGCCUGCUCGUCUGCCUGCGACCUAUCCAACUAACAACAGCGCCUGACGACAGUCGAGAAAGCCUUGCCAUUUUCUUGCCGUUGCCCGCAGGCCUGGAUUGACAACCCCCGCCUGGGCCCGUCGUUGUCGCACGCCUGGAAACACACAAACGCGCACACGUACAAACACUUGAUUGCCUCUCCCUCCACCGCCCGUGUUCCGGCCCUUUCCUAUGUCUGGGUACGACCACGAACCGCGGCGGACUACCCGCCGCGAGUAUCGAGAGGAGCGCUAUGAGGAGAGGGACCCUCGCUACUUCGAGGCUAGCGACGGCCACCUGAGGCCCCACCCAUCCCGCGAGCUGGUUCCACGCUCGCGGGAGGACAGCGACCUCUCGGUCGAGGAGAUUCGCCGCGAUUUCCCGCCCCCGACUGGCGCCUACCGCGACCGGAGGGCCCGCUCCGCCGAACCUGGCUAUGAUGAUUACGACGACCGCCGCUCCUACUACUCGCGGGACCCUCGGGAUCGCGACCGCGAUCGCGGCCACGGCCGUGGCGCCUACGACCGUGACCGCGACUAUGACCGCGAUCGUGACUACGCCCGCGGUGGCUCUGACCGUGACCGCGACUACGACCGCGACUACGAUCGCCGCUCCAGGAAGGACGAGAGCUUUUACUACGAGGAGGAGGAGAAGGAGAAGCGCCGCCGUACCAUUUCCAAGCAGGAGAAGAUCAUCGCUGCCAUCAGCGGCUUCGCCCUUGCCGUCGGCGGCAAGGAGCUCUACGACCGCCACGAGGCCAAGCAAGAGGGCGAGGAAGCAGAGAUCCAGCGCAACCCCUUGGCGUCUGCCGCACUUGGCGCCGCCGGCGCCCUGGCCGCCUACCAAGGAGCCGAGCUCUACAACAAGCACGCCGAAAAGGAGGAGAAGAAGUCCAGCCUUGUCAUUCAAAAGGGCCGCGAUGGCCAGCUCGUGAGGUAUGAGGGGGAGGAGAACCCCAAUGAAAAGAAGGGCUCCAAAAACUUCCUCGAGAGCGCUCUCGCAGCCGCCGGCCUGGGCGGCGCUGUCAAGGCUCUGACCGGCAAAGGUGACGAUGAUAAGGACAAGGACAAGGACAAAGACCGGGACGGAAAGUCCGACACCCGCAGCCGCCGCGGCAGCCAGGAUAGAUCCCGCUCCAAAUCCCCCGAGAAGAAGAACAAGAUCCAGCAGGCUGCCAUGGCCUCCCUCAUCGCCGGCGCCACCGAGGCCUUCCGCGUGGCCAAGGAGCCCGGCGGCUGGAAGGGCGAAAAAACAAAGCGCAUCUUCACUGCUGCUGCUGGUGCCGCCACCAUCGAUGCGGCCCAGAACCCGGAGAAGAACCAGAAGCUCAGUCUGGCAGAGUCCGUCAUCGGUGGCCUGGUUGGAAACCGCGUCAUCCACGGUUCCAAGAAGAAUAUCGAGGAGGACAAAGCCACGGGCCGCUCGCGCUCGCGCUCGAGGCAUGCCCGCGACUCUAGCGCCAAAGGCGACGGUGGCGGUAGCAGCGGCGUGACCGGGCUGGCUGCCCUGGCAACUGCAGGCCUUGGCGCCAUUGGGGCCAAGAAGCUGAUCGAGAGCCGCAAGGACAAGGACGACGAGGACGACGGGGGCCGCUCACGAUCCCGCGCACGCAGCCGCAGCCGGUCGGCGUCGCGCUCCCCUGAGCGCAAGCGCAGCCGCAGCCGCAGCGUCGUCGAUGGGGCUCGCCGUCGCCUUGCUCGGCUGGGCAUUGGCAACGGCCCCGCCGAUGACGACAAGGAGAAGGAUGAGAAGGACAAGCGCAGCGAGGUCGGCUCACCGAGGGACUCGUCGCGCAACAGGCGCCGUCGCUACUCGGACGAAUACGACGACUAUUAUGACCGCAACCGUAGUCGGUCCCGUUCCCGUGUCGGUGACAGGCGGCGGCGUGACGACUCGGAUACCGAUCUCGGCGACUCGGACAACGAUCGUAGAGAGACGACACGAAAGAGAGAUGGUCGCGACCGUGAACGCGACCGGGACCGGGACCGGGACCGCGAUCGCUAUUAAAUAAGCGUGCGCCCUGCAGGCCCUACCCUCAUCUAGUGCGCCAUCUCGGGCGCCCAGAUCCAAAUCCAGAAAGACAAAAUGCACCGACGCAUUAGCCCGAGGAUGGACGAGGGAUGGCCAGCGUCCCAUGGCCUGAGUGGCCUGGGCUCGGGAGCGGACAGCAGUGGCAACCCGCCUCCCGGCGUUUUCCCUUUUGCCGUUUUUUCUGCCUUCCGUCACCCUUGACUUCUCGCUUCUUGUCUCCCCUGAGGUGGCACUGCCCUCGGCGAUUUCGGCAGUUGUAUUCGCUCUAGCACGAAGAUCGACGAUCGCCUGAUCUCAAAUCUGUACGAUACACUGCACGACGGCGGAUGGUGUUUUUUUGGGGGGUUUUUUUUUUUUGGCUUACAUGCACCCUGCUCCUUACCCUUUGGAUUUUCGCUCCUUUCCCCCACCCAUUCAUGGUAUUACCGCCCAACUGUUCAUGCCCAUGGUGCUUCUGCUAUUUUCCCCCCUGCUUAUUUCUCACGUCCACGCCGCUCACGAGGCCUGGACGACGACACCGGUUAUGAUGAUGCUCACAAGAGGCGGAGGGGUUAGAAGAGGUCAUAUAUGUUGUUUAGCUACUUGAGACAAAAAG
Molecule: messenger RNA, 3418 nt
Organism: Gaeumannomyces tritici R3-111a-1
Lineage: Eukaryota; Fungi; Ascomycota; Sordariomycetes; Magnaporthales; Magnaporthaceae
Exons: 2
Coding region: 985-2799 (604 amino acids)
Source: RefSeq, a predicted model, not a curated record